Molecule: messenger RNA, 2361 nt
Organism: Lepisosteus oculatus (spotted gar)
Lineage: Eukaryota; Metazoa; Chordata; Actinopteri; Semionotiformes; Lepisosteidae
Product: 5'-3' exonuclease PLD4
Molecular function (GO): catalytic activity
Source: RefSeq, a predicted model, not a curated record
CUGUGUACAGAGAAAGGGGAACUUCUUUAUGAGAAUCUAAAAUAGGAAGUGAGUACUCCCAGCUGUUCAUUAAAUACAAGUCUUAACUGUUAGAGCCAUUCUCACAAGCUGAAAGAGACAAGCAAGAACAGUGCCUACUGCCUCUGCCUGAGGAGAUAUGGAAAGGAAUUUUGUCACAGGUUCAGCAAUGUCUUCACCAUACCGAAGUUUACAUGACAGUUAUGUUGCCAACACAUGGAGUUCCAAGCGGCUUGUGACAUCAGUGCUUAUUGGAGGCUCUCUGACUGUACUGACAAUACUCAUUUCAAGUGCUCUCUUAGAGAGGAAAGCUACAAAUGGAAAACCUAGCCAUGCUGGAGAAGCAUUUACGGAUAGUAACCACUUUGACAGUGAGGACAAUAUGCCCAAUUAUAAAACGAUUCAGGAGGACAAAAAUGUUUGCAGUGACAUGAGCAGUUUGAUUUUAGUUGAAACCAUCCCACUCGAUAUGAAGUAUGAAGGAAACUCCACCUUUGGACAACCAUUGUACAAGGCCUGGACAGAUCUCCUCAAUAUGGCCACCAGGAGUAUUGACGUGGCCUCUUUCUACUGGUCACUGACAGGGGAGGAUAUCGGUGUGAAGACUUAUACCGAUAUACCUGGGAAGGAUAUAUUAAAACAGUUUGAGGACAUGCCUUCCAGAAAUGUGUCAGUGUGUGUGGCCUCAAGCUUUCCUUCCAUGGCAUGGAACUCCACAGACCUGAACGUCUUACAUGGGAAAGGUGUCCAUGUAAAAAAAGUGAAUUUCGGGCAUUUAACAACAGGUGUGCUUCACACCAAAUUCUGGAUCGUCGAUAUGAAGCAUGUCUACAUUGGUAGUGCUAACAUGGACUGGAGGUCUUUGACUCAGGUAAAAGAGCUCGGAAUUAUCAUCUACAACUGCUCCUGUUUGGCGAGGGACCUUCAUAAGAUAUUCCUUUCAUACUGGACACUUGGGCAUCACAAUGCCACAAUCCCUGAUCCCUGGCCUCCUUCCUUUAACACCUCAGUCAACAAAGACAACCCUUUGCUUGUGAACAUCAGUGGAGUGCCAUCUAAAGUCUACAUUUCUGGUUCCCCUCCUGCAUUUUGUCCCAGCGGUCGAACAAAGGACUUGGAUGCCAUAAUAUCAGCAAUCAAUGGGGCAGAAAGGUUUAUAGAUGUGGCUGUAAUGGAAUAUUUCCCCACUUCUCGCUUUAAGAAACCAACAAAAUAUUGGCCAGUCAUUGAUGAUGCAUUGCGGAGAUCAGCUUUCGAACGACACGUUCACAUUCGCCUCCUCAUCAGUUGCUGGCAAAGCAGUGACCCAUCCAUGUUUGCUUACCUGAGGUCCCUCAGUGCGCUUAGUUACCCACCUUCCAAUAUCAGCAUUGAAGUGAAACUGUUUAUUGUUCCAGUGGGGAACCACUCAGACAUUCCUUUUGCCAGGCUGAACCACAAUAAAUACAUGGUGACGGACAAACUAGCUUACAUUGGAACCUCUAACUGGUCUGCAGAUUACUUCAACACCACAGCUGGGGUGGGUCUGAUUGUCUCACAGGAGCCUCAGCAAUCGGGACACUCUGAGCCGACUCUGCAGGAGCAGCUGAAGGGGGUGUUUGAACGAGACUGGAGCUCACAGUUUGCCAUAAACCUCAGUGAUUUGGGGAAGAACCCUGACUGUAAACACAGCGAAGACCUUAAGGCCACCACUCAUGUGUAACAAAAAGGCAAACCAGAGUUUUUAGGGAGAGCUAACAUUGAAUGAAGUGGUCAAAACACAAUUGUUCCAAGUGGAUGGUGGAUAAAAGGAUAAAAACUGAUGAUUUAAUGUUAAACUACAGAACCUGCUGAACCUACUGUAACUCUCUGUGCCUGGAGUAUUUCCACCCCUUGUCUAUACAGUAAAAGCAAGGCAAAACUGAUAAAGACUCCAAAAAUGUGUUCAUAUAGUUAAACCCAUUUAUUUCACAUGGCAGUUCUUCAGCAGUCAUUCUCUAUAGUGGCCAUUUACAUCAGUUCUCUUUGAUUUAUCUUUACCCUUUGUCUUAAUCUCUGUGAUAUUUAUUAAUAUGCAGUACUGUAUGUCUCCUUUGAUGAGAACUUUUCCUGUUCCUGUAACUUUUCCUGUUUUUCCUGCUUUAUUUUUGCUUUCACAAUAUCUUGAAAAGGACACACAUAAUCGCUAGAUUUAAACAUUUUUAAUUUAUAUUGAUGAUUGCCUCCUGCAAAUAUUUUUUGCAGUUGUUCUUUGUGUAUUACUCUUCUGCUGCAGUUUGAUUGUGACAUGUUGACAUGUUAUUUAAAAUGGUGCUGACGAUGAUUAACUUGAUGUAUAAAAAAUAAAAAAAUAGAAGAAAGUUA